CACCUGUCUGCUGUAGAUAAGGCUGGUCUCAGCAGGCCCCCAGGUGUCAGGAUUCAAACACCACUGCUUGCCCUGCAUGGUCCAGAGUGACUCCCAUUGUCUCCAAAGAGCCCCACAGAGGUUGCUGUUUGUCCCUGCAAUCAAAUCUGCCCCUAAACCUCCCACCCUGGGGGAGAUUAAGCAGAACUACCUGGGAGAAGAGAAGCAGGACACCCCCCCAUAUCAGACUGGAAACCAAGGGAAGGCCUUUGAGGCUGGGUUUGUAUUCCCAAUGCAGAACGGGAGGCGGCGGUGGCAGAGUGACUGCCAGUGAGGAAUUAGAAGCGGUGUCCUAGUGUUGCUUUGGCAAUAUCUUUUAUCGGACCAGUGCUACAGCCCGGAGAGAGGCUAGGCAAGCUUUCAGACACAAAAUGCCUUUCCCCAGGUCUUAGGAAGCCUUAGCUAAACACCAGGUAGAACAGGCUAAUGACUUCUGUCGUGUAAAUGAAAGCAGGCACUUAAGAAGGGAAGUGGGCAGGAAGCCUGAGCUGUCAGACAGGCGCAGGGGCCCCAUGGACAGAACUCAUCACCAUGCACUGCUGCACCUUGGAGAUUUUCUAGUGUUGCUGCAAAUCCGCCAGGCCUGGUCCUCCUGGAGGCCUGGGGACAGGGCAUCCCACUGAGGGGAAGUAUACCAUGCUCUUUCUCAAUGCCCUCCAAAUGCCACAUCUAUGAAUCUACAAUCUAUGAAUCCAAAGCAUCCAGCACUGGCGUCCCAGGGGUACAAGACACGCCGUGUGCUGGGCCACCAGUCAGACCUGGCACUGCAGGUCUACGUUGGAACAUGCUAGGCAGGGGCUCAAGUCAUUGCCUCUAUCCCUGGGAAUGUGAGGAUACUCUGCUGGAUGCUUCUAAGGGGAAAUGGAGAAUUGGUUAAAAGAUGAGAGGUGUCAAUGGAAGAAUAAAGCCAUCUGCAGGGUAGAAAGCUCCUCGUCAACCCGUCUCACCAAGGGGAAAGGCCAUUACUUAGACUCUGCUCCCAAUGGGGCUCUGCUCAGCUGCAAACUAAGCACCGGUGCCUUUUACUUCUGAACGCUGGAACCGACGUAUCCAUCACCAGGAACACGACCCCGGCUCCUGCCCUCCCUCACCAGCCACAUCCCGAGCUGGGAGCUCCACGACGCUGCAGCGGGGCUGCCAGCCCCCUGCUAGAUUUCACAUGUAGGUGGUGGGUCACCACCCCGCGCAGCUCCUUCAACGCCUGACAGCGGGGGCCAGUGAAAGCACGCUGAGAGCCGCCAGGCACGGCACGGCAGAGGGAAACAAACUGAGAAAGGCCUGGAGCUGAGACCUGGGUGCCCUCCUUGCCUCUGCCACAGACUCCCCAUGGGGCCUUCAGCAAGUCACUUAGGCUGAGGUUUCCAGCAGUGCUGAAGAACAUAAGCACGGCCAUGGCCUGGGUGAGACCCCGGGUCCCUCUCGCCCUGUCUCCUGUGUUGCACUGCAGCCGGCAGGGAGAGUGACCUGGGUCUGACCAGGAUAUUUGCCCGUUCCUCUCUCACUUGCAGCCUUCAGCAUUUAAUGGCUGGAAAGCUCUGAUUCAGAGACCAUGCCUCUCACCCCCAGGCCUAUGAGAUUGGGUGUCCAAACCCCCUCGGCAGAAGCUUUUAGCCCCCGGGGUUCCAGGUGCCUUUCCAUAAAUUGGGGAUAGGUGUCCUUGCAGGUCUGCGCCUGGGACUCAAGGACAUCCUACUGUCUGAGCAGCUGGGCUGGGACUCGUGUGGCUGGGCUCCCCCUUUCCAGCUCUGCUCAGCCCCUCCUUGCCACCCCCACGGGUUUCUCUCGGGUUACUUGGCAGAUAUAUUUUCUGAGUGUGGUCAAGUCCUUGGUGUGGCCUGGUCCUCCCUCCUGCCCCGGCCCUGGGAUGGGGGUCCUGGGCUCUUUGGCUCACGCUGAAGGCUGUGGAUGAAAGGUGAUCAGCUGCCAAUGGCAGGGCAAUCUCUGCCCCACACCUGCCCCCCAGGAGGGGCCUGUGUGGGGAGGAUGAACCUAUUGCCAGUGCUGGGAGGUGGCUUGGGUUUCCCACUGAGUUUCACACAGACAUCAAAGCAUCUCCCCCUCCAUCGUGGAGCUGAGAAGUUGCAGGCCCACACGUAGCUCCCCCCACCCCAGGCUGCCCAAUCCCUGCCUCACCCACCUUGGAGCAGGCAGGGAGGGGCACCUGCUAAGGCUUCCAGCCAGUGAGAAAGGAACUGGGCCUCCGGGCUUGCUGCAGAAGAGGUUUAAAUCCCAGGGGGGACUCCAGCCCCUCCUCAAUGAGCCCUGAUGCCUGACAAGCAAGGCUGGGGCCCAACUCCCAACACUGGGCUCAAGGGCUGGGGCGUAAGACUUGAGCAGCAGGACUGCGGCGACGUUGGACACCAUGAGCUCGGCUCCCAGCCACCAGCAGCUGGACCAUGUCUUCAGCGCGGUGGAGAGCGGGCUGGAAGUGGGCAGCGAGAAGGGGGAUGCCUUGGAGAGGGAGAUCAAGGUGGAGCUGGAGGAGAAGGAGCUGUGGACGAACUUCAAGGAGCUCACCAAUGAGAUGAUCGUCACCAAGACGGGCCGGAGAAUGUUUCCUGUGCUGAAAGUCAGCAUCUCAGGCCUGGACCCCAACUCCAUGUACUCGAUCCUGCUGGACUUUGUGGCUGCAGAUGGGAAUCGCUGGAAAUACGUCAAUGGAGAGUGGAUCCCGGGUGGGAAGCCGGAGCCCCAGAGCCCAAGUUGUGUCUACAUCCAUCCUCAAUCCCCCAACUUCGGGGCUCACUGGAUGAAAGCCGCCAUCACCUUCAGCAAAGUCAAACUCUCCAACAAGAUGAACGGAGGAGGGCAGAUCAUGCUGAACUCCCUCCAUAAGUACGAGCCCCGUGUCCACAUCGUGAAGGUUGGGAGGCCACAGAAAAUGAUCAGCAGCUUUUCCUUCCCGGAAACUCAGUUUAUUGCCGUCACUGCUUACCAGAACGAGGAGAUCACCGCCUUGAAGAUUAAACACAAUCCCUUUGCCAAAGCCUUCCUGGAUGCCAAGGAGAGGUGCAACUCCAAAGAUGUUCUCGAAAGCAGCAGUGAAUCUCCCCAGGCUGCCUGUUCACAGAUUGGGGGCUGGUUCCUGCCAGGCACCAGCCCCUUCUGCUCCUCUGCUGCCCAGACUUCACUGUCAGGAGGUCCUGGCCUCUCACCCAGCCCCAGCUCGUACUGCGAGCAGUAUUCCAGCCUACGGAGCCACAGACCCGCUCCCUACCCAAGUCCCUACAGCCAGAGGAAUGCCUCACCAACUAAUUAUGUGGAUAGCUCUGCUGGCCUCUCCAUGCUGCCUGCCCCUGACAGCUGGUCAGGACUGAGUCUCUCCAGCUCCGCUGGGGUCUUGCCCACCGCUGCCUCUAACACAAGCCAAUAUCCCAGCCUGUGGCCCCUCACCAGCAACUCCAUCAGUCCUGCUCCCCAGUCCAGCUCUAACCCCCCCUUCUUGAGAGGCUCUCCAGUCUCUUACAGCAGCUUGGCUCCUACUCUCCCAGCCCCCUCGCCCUCCCCAGUCUAUGACAACGUUCUUCUGCCAGAGAUGCCUGCAAGUGAUAGUCAGUACGACUCCACUAUUGCUCGCCUGGCAUCCACGUGGGCAACCAUCACUCAGAGUUACUGAGGCUGAGAAGAUGGCUCCUGUCCUCUUAAAGGGUAACAGGCAGAGGGCAACGCAAGGGGCAUCUGAGCUCAAUCCUCUCCAAGGCAAGGCUGUGAGCACCCUGAGUCUCUCAGACUGGUGCCGAGAGCAACCUUCUGCCAGAAGAGAAUGCUUCUCCAAUUUCACUGCUUUUUAGCAGCCAUGGCACGAAAUGGAAGUCUAAAAAGCCUCCUGAGUGACUGGAGGAUGACCCAGGUGGCACUCUGCAUUCAACAGAACCAGGAGAUGGCUUUCUAGGAGAGAAUCUGUUUUCCCUGAGUUUGGAAAGCCAAGACGACAAAUGUAUCUUGGCUGCCUUGAAAGAUAUCUGAACAACUGAACGUUCUUUCCAACUGCUCAAGACUCCAGAAGAUCGCAAUCCAUCCAGGCAGCGCGUCAUCUCUUGCAAGCAGGAGACCCGCCAAAGCGGUAGAACAGAUAAGCAUGUGCCGCCCAGGGCCCCGCCAAGCUCUGGGUAUGAUCUGUGUAGAACUUUACUUGUAAAUAAACCUUUUUUGCAAACAA
Molecule: messenger RNA, 4198 nt
Organism: Alligator mississippiensis (American alligator)
Lineage: Eukaryota; Metazoa; Chordata; Crocodylia; Alligatoridae
Product: T-box transcription factor T-A
Exons: 8
Coding region: 2402-3655 (417 amino acids)
Biological process (GO): cell fate specification; mesoderm formation; positive regulation of DNA-templated transcription
Cellular component (GO): nucleus
Molecular function (GO): DNA-binding transcription factor activity, RNA polymerase II-specific; RNA polymerase II cis-regulatory region sequence-specific DNA binding
Source: RefSeq, a predicted model, not a curated record